AACCGUCAUACGUCCUCCAAUCACUAUAAACUGUUACGAACCCAACUGCAAAAAAUUCAACACUCAUUUCAUUUCUACUUGAAAUAAAUAAAUAAUCAACAAAAUACUGUAUAUUAUAAUCAAUCCCAAUUCCAAAUCCAAAUCCAAAUCCCAAUCCCAAUCCCAAGGCAAGCGAUGUGGAUUCGAUCAGUUUAAAUAAGCAACAACGCCAUCAAGUUUGAAUUUCAUUAGUAGCGUGCGUAGCAAUAAUGAAAACCUGGGAGAGCAGGAAAGCGAAAGAGAAGAAGAGGUCCGAUUCAGACGAGUCGGAAAUGCCGAGUUGGGGGCGAGUUGUAAUAAAAAGGUUGAUGAAAUUGGAAGCAAAUCAAGCGAGUUUGAAAGAGAAAUUGGACGAGUUGGCGGAGGAAGUGAGAGGAUCAAACAACAAAUAUUCAAGUAGGAGUAGUAGUAGUAGUGAGGAGAAAGCAGAGUGGGUAUGGGGUCCUACUUUUACAGGCAAUUUCGAUAAUGCUUAUGGUCGUGUUUUGCAGUUGCUGGGCCAUGCUGUCCAUGUUACUUCACUUUCUUCUGGGGAUAUCAUUUUCUGGAACCGUGCUGCAGAGAAACUUUAUGGAUGGAAGGACUCUGAAGCAACAGGGAGACCUUUUUGGGAGCUAAUUAUUGAAGAUGAAUAUGUUCCAUACAUGGAGAAAAUCAGGGAGAAGUUGCGCUUUGGCCAAUCAUGGUCAGGUCAGUUCCCUUUUAAGAAGAGGUUCGGUGAAACUUUUAUGGCGUUAGUGACUGAGAACCCGUUAUAUGAGGAUGGUGAGCUAAUUGGUGUUGUCACUGUUUCAAGUGAUGCGGCUGUUUUUAAUAGUAUAAGAAAUCAACCUAGGGCACCACGGGAUAAUAUGAAAAGGAUUCAGUGGCAACAAAGGCCACAGAUUGCAUCAGUGCCACAGAUGGCUUCUUCUAUUUCUGAUCUGGCCUCGAAGGUCCUUGGACGAAUGCGUGGAGAUGACACCUUCAAGGACGGAGAAGGAUUUGUUUCGGACGCUGAAGUUGUGAAUCGACAUAAGCAGGAAGCUAAUAUAGCUAAUAAUAUAGGUGAAGGCAAGAGUUCUCAUACAGAGGAAUCCGUGAUGGCUCAACCUGCAAAAAUGGCAGCAAAGUUUUUGGCGAGAUUCCGAAAGAAGAGUAGUGGUGACAGUGCCCAAACAAGUGAUGAAAUCCCUGUACAAAGUGGCCUAUGGAAAAAACCCAAUGAUGAACUAUGCUCUACUAGAGGUUGGAAUGAUACAUCAGAUAAUCCUGCUUGUGAUGUCAGACAUUUCCUGUUACCUGGCUUGCAUGUGAAUGAUAAAGUUGCCGACCUGGAAAAACUUAAAGCCGCAGAAGUAGAAGAUGCUGCUGAACGACAAGUAGGAGAAAAAGCUUCUUCGUGCUCAGGGGAUAACUUAUCGGGAAUUCCUGGUAACUCUUCAAGCAAAGGUGCCAGUGAGUCAAGUUCAAUGGUUGAUUCUGAUAUUCUAUGGGAGGAACUACUGUUGGGUGAGGAAGUUGGUCAAGGUUCUUAUGCUGCUGUAUAUCAUGGACUUUGGAAUGGAUCGGAUGUUGCUAUCAAAGUUUUCUUUGGGAAAGAUUACAAUGAGGGGACUCUACUGGAUUACAAAAAGGAGAUUGGUAUAAUGAGGAAAUUGAGGCAUCCAAAUGUCUUGCUCUUCAUGGGAGCAUGUUAUUCCCGGGAACGGCUUGCUAUUGUCACGGAGUUUCUUCCAAGGGGAAGUCUUUUCAAGAUUCUGCACAGAAGCAAUCAAAUUUUGGAUCUCAAACGGCGUUUAAGGAUGGCCCUUGAUGUUGCAAGGGGCAUGAAUUAUUUGCAUCGCAGAAAUCCUCCUAUUGUUCAUCGGGACUUAAAAUCUUCGAACUUGCUGGUUGAUAAGAACUGGGGCGUGAAGGUCGGCGACUUUGGAUUAUCAAAGUUGAAGCAUGCAACUUUCUUGACAGCAAAGUCUGGAGGAGGAACCCCUCAAUGGAUGGCACCAGAAAUCCUGCGGAAUGACCCCUCCAAUGAAAAGUCAGAUGUGUUCAGUUUUGGUGUCAUCCUAUGGGAACUGGUAACUAUGAAAAUCCCUUGGGAUGGUCUAAAUGCUUUGCAGGUUGUUGGAGUAGUAGGAUUCAUGGAUAGAAGGUUAGAUUUACCGGAAGGCCUUGAUCCUCACAUUUCAUCCAUCAUAAAGGAAUGCUGGAUAAGCAAGCCGGAACAGCGUCCAUCAUUCGAAGACAUUAUACCAAGAAUGAUCAGUAUACUUCAAAGUAUGCCGACAACAACAACUCCUACUGUUCGGAAAAGAUUACCUUUACCAUCAUAGGAAUAUACAACAUGUUGCAACAUAAAAGAGCAAUACAACAGAGUUCAAGAGGAAUAUAUCUUGUUAAAUGCUGUUGUUGAGGUAUGUUUUAGUUGAUGGCUUAUUGGCAUGAUUAGGGUGCUAAUUCAUACUGAUAAAUGUGCUUAAAGUGGAGUAUCACAUUGCUGCAGUGUGCAAAAUACAGCUUGCUACAUGCCUACAACUAAAUGUGCCAAUAUAUAGCAGAAAUAGUCCUAGUCCUAGAUUCAGCUACAUUUGUGAUAAGGUUAUAACAUAAUUCACAGGGGAUAACAAGGUCUAUUCUGUUCCCCUUAUUUUUUUUUGUUUAUAUUUUUGGGGAUUAAGGUAGUACGGUGUGUAGUCCCCUUGUUACAGUGUAUAAUUAGUCGAUUGUUUAGUUAAAAUAUUAGCCUUCACAAUUGUUUUGGAAGAAAUUUUCCUUAUUUUGCUCUUGAAA
Spinacia oleracea (spinach) is the source of this 2808-nucleotide messenger RNA. RefSeq names its product probable serine/threonine-protein kinase SIS8. Gene Ontology annotation, molecular function: protein kinase activity; ATP binding. The coding region runs from base 249 to 2351 and encodes 700 amino acids. Gene Ontology annotation, cellular component: cytoplasm. The record is from RefSeq and is a predicted model, not a curated record. Gene Ontology annotation, biological process: signal transduction; protein phosphorylation; regulation of DNA-templated transcription. NCBI's taxonomy places the organism in Eukaryota, Viridiplantae, Streptophyta, Magnoliopsida, Caryophyllales, Amaranthaceae. The transcript has 16 exons.